Molecule: messenger RNA, 1434 nt
Organism: Fonsecaea multimorphosa CBS 102226
Lineage: Eukaryota; Fungi; Ascomycota; Eurotiomycetes; Chaetothyriales; Herpotrichiellaceae
Product: carbamoyl-phosphate synthase arginine-specific small chain
Exons: 2
Coding region: 1-1434 (477 amino acids)
Biological process (GO): L-glutamine metabolic process; 'de novo' pyrimidine nucleobase biosynthetic process; L-arginine biosynthetic process
Cellular component (GO): cytoplasm; carbamoyl-phosphate synthase complex
Molecular function (GO): carbamoyl-phosphate synthase (glutamine-hydrolyzing) activity
Source: RefSeq, a predicted model, not a curated record
AUGUUUUCGAGGGCUUUGAAACAGUCAACCCUUGUGCCCAAAGCGGCCAACAUUUACUCGAGCGCCUCUGCUCUGCGAGCUCGGUCCCUGGCCACUGUGGCAGACAAUACUCCUCGACAGCAACACCUGCCCGUCCACAAGCAGUUCAAAAGCACCCAACCUUCUCGAGAAAGGGCGACUUUCACCAUCCGAAAUGGCCCUAUCUUCGAUGGAAUAUCCUUUGGUGCGCGGAGCAAUGUUUCAGGAGAAGCUGUGUUCACCACCUCUCUUGUCGGAUACCCAGAGUCCCUCACCGACCCCUCCUACCGCGGCCAGAUCUUGGUCUUCACCCAGCCUUUGAUCGGCAAUUACGGUGUUCCAUCCAGUGUCCGUGAUGAGCACGGCCUUCUGAAAUAUUUUGAGAGCCCAAACAUUCAAGCCGUGGGAGUGGUGGUUGCGGAUGUGGCGGAGAGGUAUUCUCACUGGACUGCUGUGGAGAGUCUAAGUGAAUGGUGCGCGAGGGAAGGUGUUCCAGCCAUCAGUGGUGUCGACACCCGAGCCAUUGUGACAUACCUGCGGGAGCAAGGUUCUAGUCUGGCAAGAAUCACCAUUGGAGAGGAAUAUGACCAAGACCAGGACGAGGCUUUCAUUGAUCCUGAGCAGAUCAACCUUGUCCGAAAAGUCAGCACCAAGGCUCCUUUCCAUGUCAGCGCUCCGUCUCCAAACGCCCACGUCGCAGUGAUCGAUUGUGGAGUCAAGGAGAAUAUCCUUCGCAGUCUCGUCAGCCGCGGUGCCAGUGCCACUGUCUUCCCGUUCGACUAUCCCAUCCACAAGGUUGCCCACCACUUCGAUGGUGUCUUCAUCUCCAACGGUCCUGGUGACCCGACCCACUGCCAAGAUACCGUCUACCACCUCCGAAAGUUGAUGGAGACGUCUCAAGUCCCUAUCAUGGGCAUCUGUUUGGGUCACCAGCUGCUCGCUUUGGCUGCCGGAGCCAGAACCAUCAAGCUCAAGUAUGGCAACCGAGCACAUAACAUCCCAGCCCUGGACCUUACGACCGGGAAAUGUCACAUUACCAGCCAGAACCAUGGAUAUGCCGUUGAUGCAGCAACCUUGCCAAAGGGCUGGAAGCCUUACUUCCUCAACCUAAACGACAACUCUAACGAAGGUCUGAUCCACGAAUCCCGUCCCAUUUUCUCCACGCAGUUCCAUCCGGAAGCCAAGGGUGGCCCGCAAGACUCGUCGUACUUGUUCGACAUGUACCUGGACAAUGUACAGAAGUACAGGGAGAGCCAGGCGGCGUCUCAGCCUUACCGGGAUAGCAAGCCGAGUCCAUUGCUGGUCGAUCUCCUGGCGAAGGAGAGAGUGGGCGUUGAUUUGACCCAAGGCAUCCAGAACAUGAUGGCCUCAACCACGCAGGAACCUGAGCGCGUGUACGCGGCUGGUGCAGCAUAA